Molecule: messenger RNA, 1872 nt
Organism: Quercus robur (English oak)
Lineage: Eukaryota; Viridiplantae; Streptophyta; Magnoliopsida; Fagales; Fagaceae
Exons: 6
Coding region: 1-1872 (623 amino acids)
Molecular function (GO): RNA-DNA hybrid ribonuclease activity; nucleic acid binding
Source: RefSeq, a predicted model, not a curated record
AUGGGGAAGGAGAUAAACAGCUUACAAAGGGAGAUUAAUGAUCUGCUUGAUUGUGAGGAGACUUUAUGGCAUCAGAGGUUAAGAGUUCUUUGCCGAAUUUUGGAAGUCACAGAUACGAUCCCCACCAAAGUAACUGAUGAGAUGAACCAGAGACUAAUCUCAACAUUCACAAGGGAUGAGGUGGAGGCCGCUCUGAAACAAAUGCACCCCACAAAAGCUCCAGGACCUAAUGAUGGUUUCUCAUCAUUAAUUAAGGAUGCAGCUAGGAAUCAAUCGUUAAGUGGAAUCUCCAUUUGCAAAGGAUGCCCUAUGAAAGUAAAUGCUGAGAAGUCAUCUGUUUUCUUCAGUCAUAACAUUCCCCAUGAAAAAAGGUGUGCGGUGUUGAACAUCCUUGGCCCAAUGCAAGACACUAAGCAUGGUAAAUAUUUGGGGCUUUCGUCCAUUAUUGGAAGAUCUAAAACUGAGGUGUUUGCGGAAGUGAAGGAAAAAGUUAGGAGGAAAUUAGUGGGGUGGAAGGGAAAAUUAUUGUCCAUUGGAGGAAAGGAGAUCCUAAUAAAGGCCGUGGCGCAAGCAGUUCCCACCUAUACUAUGAGUUACUUCUUGAUCCUAAAAGGGUUGUGUAAGGAGAUUGAAGGAAUGAUAAGGAAAUUUUGGUGGGGGCAAAGACAAGAAGAGUCAAAGAUUGCUUGGCAAGAAUGGAGACUCUUGUCAAAUCCGGAUUCCCUUUGCGCCAAAGUCUUUAAAGCUAGAUACUACCCAAAUGGAGACGUUUUAUAUUCAAACUUGGGAUACAGUCCUUCAUAUACUUGGAGGAGUAUUUUCAAGGGCCUAGAAGUGAUUCGGAAGGGUACCCGUUGGAGAGUAGGCAAUGGAAGGCUCAUUCAUAUUUGGGAGGACAAGUGGCUACCCACCCCAACAACUUAUAAGGUAAUAUCUCCUCCUCGGCCUUUUGAUGAUUUCCCUAUGGUUUCAACCUUAAUUGAUGAGGAUACUAGAAGAUGGAAGGUUGACACCCUAAAGUCUUUAUUCCUCCCUAUUGAGGCUGAAACAUUUCUCAAUAUUCCGCUAAGCUAUAGUCUUCUAGAGGAUAAAAUAAUUUGGGUAGGGCACAAAAGGGGGGAAUUUUCAGUGAAAAGUGCGUAUUACGUGGCCCUUACUGUGAUAAACUCAUCAGAAUAUGGUGAGAGUUCUCAUGGUGAUCCUAGAACUCCUCUUUGGAAGCAAAUUUGGCAGUUAAAGAUCCCCCCAAAAAUAAGAAUUUUCUCUUGGAAGGCUUGUGUUAAUGCCUUGCCAACCCUGUUAAAUUUAAGGAAAAGAGGGGUGAAUAUGGAUGAUGUGGGAACUCCUAGAGACAUGGAGUUGUUGGUAGUGGUUGCUUGGGCAAUUUGGCAUAAUAGAAACUUGAGAGUGUUUGAGGCGAUCAAUCAGGGGGCUGAGCAAGUCUGGAAUCAUGCAGUUAGUAUGCUCUCUGAUUAUAAAGAAGCUGUGAAGUUUUGUAUGUUGGGUCCUUCGAACUGUGAGGUUAGUUGGAAAAAGCCUCAAGUUAAGGUUUUCAAGAUAAAUACUGAUGGGGCAAUUGCAAAUGAAGGAAGGCGGUCAAGUAUAGGGGUGGUAAUAAGGGACUCUAGAGGAGAGGCUGUUGCUGCUCUUUGUAGAGUUCUCCCUGGUUGCUUCUUGAUGGAUGAGAUUGAAGCACUUACUGUCAAGGCGGGGAUCUUGCUUGCAAGGGAAUUGGACUUGCAUCAAGUUAUUGUUGAAUCGGAUUCACUCUCAAUUGUUCAACGAAUAUUGGCGAAGGAUUUCAGUGGAGGUCUAGGCCAUAUUGUCCAUGGUAUUCUGGGUUGGCCCAUUUCGCUAAAUGUAAUGAUAUAA